This is a messenger RNA of Etheostoma cragini (Arkansas darter), 847 nucleotides long. Its product is annotated as troponin I, slow skeletal muscle-like. Gene Ontology annotation, cellular component: troponin complex. The coding region runs from base 62 to 625 and encodes 187 amino acids. The transcript has 7 exons. NCBI's taxonomy places the organism in Eukaryota, Metazoa, Chordata, Actinopteri, Perciformes, Percidae. The record is from RefSeq and is a predicted model, not a curated record. Gene Ontology annotation, biological process: muscle contraction.
CUGUUUGACCAGCUACAUCUUUACAGACACCCAUUUACAGGAGACCGACAGAUCCGUAGCCAUGAAUAUCAAAGGGGAGAAGCCAAAGUCAAAAAUCACAGCUUCUCGCAAGCUCUCUCUCAAGAUGCUUCUCCUCACAAGAGCCUGUGAGGAUUUGGAGAAAGAGAAGCAGGAAAGGGAAGAGGAAAAAGUGCGCUAUCUAGAAGAGAAGUUGCCCCCUUUGCAACUGUCUGGAUUAUCACUGGAUGAACUACAAAAAAUGUGCAAGCAGCUUCAUUCACAAAUUGAUGUUGUGGACGAGGAGAGAUAUGACUGCGAAUCCAAAGUGGGCAAACACAACAAAGAUAUCCAUGAGCUGAAGCUGAAGAUACAGGACCUUGGAGGCAAGUUCAAAAAGCCUGCCUUGAGGAAGGUGAGGGUGUCGGCAGAUGAGAUGAUGAGAGCUCUCCUGGGCUCCAAACACAAGGGCUCGAUGGACCUCAGAGCCAACCUUAAAUCCGUGAAGAAGGAGGAUGGCAAACAGGACAAGGUGCUCACUAGUGAAGACUGGCGUAAGAAUGUGGAGGCCAUGUCAGGCAUGGAGGGCCGCAAGAAGAUGUUCGAUACAGCCGGCGGAGCACAGUGAGACUCUCUGUGAGGAAUCCUGCAAACGAUGAAGCUGGUCAAUAAGAGCAGGGAAAAAGAAGGUGUCCUGACAGAAAUAUGGAAUAGUUAUGUGAAGGCUAAGUGACUUGAAAGCUGUAGGAAUAAAGCAUAAAAGUCAUAAGCAUGUAUGACCACGAGUACAUCAGCUGUGCCUCCAUUUGCUAGAUGGCCAAUUUCUGCGGAGUGACUCAAAGCACUUAAA